ACCAGCCCUGCUGCCUCCAGACCCGCCAUGGCUGCAAGAAAAGCCCUGAUCGUGCUGGCGCACGCGGACAAGACCUCCUUCAACCACGCCAUGAAGGAUGCUGCUGUCGACGCGCUGCAGAAGAAAGGCUGGAGCGUCACCGUGUCUGACCUGUACGCCAUGAAGUUCAACCCGGUGCUGUCCCGGGAAGACUUUACUGGUAAGCCAAAGGAUCCCAACAACUUCAACUACGCGGUGGAGAUGGGCUUGGCAUGGAAGGAGGGCCGGCUGAGUGGCGACAUCGUGGCAGAACAGAAGAAGCUGGAGGCUGCAGACCUUGUGAUAUUCCAGUUCCCGCUCCAGUGGUUUGGGGUGCCGGCCAUCCUCAAGGGCUGGUUUGACCGGGUUUUCACAGGAGGCUUUGCCUACUCCUAUGCCAGUAUGUACGACCAGGGUCCCUUCCAGAGAAAGAAGGCCAUGCUCUCCUUCACCACGGGCGGGGCGGGCUCCAUGUACACCCCCAAUGGCAUCAACGGGGACAUCAACAUCCUCCUCUGGCCAAUACAGAACGGCACACUGUACUUCUGUGGCUUCCAAGUCUUGGCGCCGCAAAUCGCUUAUAGCAUUGGCCACACGCCUGAAGACAUCCGUUCCCAAAUCCUGACAGGCUGGAAGGAGCGCCUGGGGAGCAUCUGGGAGGAGACACCUCUCAGUUUUGUUCCCAGCAGCAGCUUUGAGCUGAGCUUCAAAGGGGGCUUCAAGCUGAAAGCAGAGGCUCAGGAGCAGCAGAAGGAUCAGAAGUACGGGCUGUCCGUGGGCCAGCACUUGGGGAAGGCCAUUCCCCCCAACAACCAGGUCAAAGCCCAGAGGAAAUAGCUUCCACAGCGACGCCAUCUGGUGUCUGCCAAUUCAG
Molecule: messenger RNA, 892 nt
Organism: Gavialis gangeticus (Gharial)
Lineage: Eukaryota; Metazoa; Chordata; Crocodylia; Gavialidae
Gene: NQO1
Product: NAD(P)H quinone dehydrogenase 1
Exons: 6
Coding region: 28-855 (275 amino acids)
Cellular component (GO): cytosol
Molecular function (GO): NAD(P)H dehydrogenase (quinone) activity
Source: RefSeq, a predicted model, not a curated record